Messenger RNA from Prorocentrum cordatum, 441 nucleotides. NCBI's taxonomy places the organism in Eukaryota, Dinophyceae, Prorocentrales, Prorocentraceae. The record is from the annotation of a GenBank genome assembly.
AUGCCUGCGGGGCCCGCGCGAGAGCCACCUGGAGGAGGAGGAGGAGGAGGAGGAGGAAGAGGAGGAGGAGGAGGAGGACCCCCUCCCCCUCCAACUUAUGGUGGUGGUGGUGGAAAACAAGCCCGUCAUCGCACUCUCCGGGCCUGGCCCGAGGAGUGGUGCAAAACGGAGCCCCGGAGGGCUCGGCGGCAGUCCGCGCAUGAGAGUGCGGAGGAGGAGGAGGAGGAGGAGGAGGAGGAGGAGGAGGAGGAGGAGGAGGAGGAGGCGCGCGGCCUCUUCCAGGGAGCCCCUGCCCCUUGCCAGAGGCCUCGAGAGAAGGGCUUCUUGGGAGGCAGACGGGCUCCAAGGCACGGGGGCGCCCUCUCAGAGGGCCGCCACCCUCGGCCAAGUGCGCCCCUGGGCCUUACCCGCCCGGGCCCGCCGAGACUUUUUCGGCGGUGA